AUGUCCGACGCCAUAGAGCAAACGCGACCGACCGAGGAGCCUUCUGCGCCCGUUGAGGGUGUGGUUGCGACUGAAGCCGCUGCGGUCGAAGCUCCGGCCGCCGAUGAGCCCGCCGAUGAUAUGCCAUCGAAUGAACAACCCGAAGCUGGCGAAGAGGACGAAAAAUCCAAAAAGGUCACCCUGGCCGAUUUGUCUGCAAAGGGCAGUGCCCUAUACGCGCACAAGCACUACGAGGAGGCCGCGGAGGUCUUCUCGCGUGCCAGUAACCUACAGGCUGACUUGAAUGGCGAGCUUGCUCCCGAAAAUGCUGAAAUUCUGUUCCACUAUGGGCGCAGCUUGUUCCGAGUCGGCCAGAGCAAGAGCGACGUUUUGGGCGGACACGCGGCUGGAGAAUCCAAGAAGACCAAGGCAAACGGCGGCACCGCGCCGAAGGCCUCUUCAUCGAAGCUCUCCACCGUGGACGAGACAGCAACAGAGACUCCAGCCGAGGCACCGGAGAAGAAGCCUUUGUUCCAAUUCACCGGAGACGAGAACUUUGUCGACUCGGACGACUCAGAUGUAGAGGGCGGCGACGAACCCGAAGAAGAGGACGAUGACCUCGCCACUGCAUUUGAGAUUCUCGACCUCGCUCGCGUAUGCUACAUGAAGCAGCUUGCUCACCUCGAGCAAGCUGCCGCCGACAACUCAAAGGGCAAGGAGACUACUGGCGAGCUGUCUCCUGCUGAGCGUCAUGUCAAGGAACGCCUUGCUGACACACACGAUGCGCUUGCCGAAAUCUCGCUAGAGAACGAACGCUACCCCAAUGCUAUCGAAGAUGGUCGCGUAUCGCUCCAGUACAAGCUCGAGCUCUUCCCCGUCGAAUCCGAAAUCAUUGCUGAAGCUCACUAUAAGCUCUCCCUUGCGCUCGAAUUCGCAUCCAUUACUAGCUCUGGUGAUGACGGCACCAACAACAAGCGCGAGGAGAUUGAUCAGGAUCUUCGCGACGAGGCUGUCAAGGAGAUGGACUUGGCUAUUCAAAGCUUUCGACUCAAGCUGCAAGGCAAGGAGGUGGAGAUGGCCACCUCUGCUUCUCCCACCGACAACGACAUGAUGCGCAAGGAUAUUACCGAAAUGAAGGAGCUCAUUGGCGACAUGGAGCAAAGACUGGUUGAUCUCCGCAAAAACCCCGUCGACCCCCAAGAACUUUUGGGUGCCACCGAGGCCAAUGUUCUUGGCGGCCUGUUUGGCGCCGUGCUCGGCGAGACCCCCGAGCAGACGGAAGCCCGUGUCGCCGAGGCCACCAAGGGCGCCGUCGACCUUACCAGCAUGGUCCGCAGGAAGGCCAAGCCCGAGGCCGCGCCCUCCUCUACCAAUGGCAAGCGCAAGGCUGAGGAUGAACCUGUUGAGACUGGAGCCGAGUCCCCCAAGAAGGCCCGCGUCGAAGAGGAGGCGUAA
Messenger RNA from Cordyceps militaris CM01, 1434 nucleotides. Its product is annotated as histone H1-binding protein. Gene Ontology annotation, biological process: DNA replication-dependent chromatin assembly; CENP-A containing chromatin assembly. Gene Ontology annotation, cellular component: nucleoplasm. The transcript is spliced from 4 exons. The coding region runs from base 1 to 1434 and encodes 477 amino acids. Gene Ontology annotation, molecular function: histone binding. The record is from RefSeq and is a predicted model, not a curated record. NCBI's taxonomy places the organism in Eukaryota, Fungi, Ascomycota, Sordariomycetes, Hypocreales, Cordycipitaceae.